Molecule: messenger RNA, 533 nt
Organism: Asparagus officinalis (garden asparagus)
Lineage: Eukaryota; Viridiplantae; Streptophyta; Magnoliopsida; Asparagales; Asparagaceae
Exons: 2
Coding region: 180-533 (117 amino acids)
Source: RefSeq, a predicted model, not a curated record
UUCGUCUUCAGCGGUUUCACUUCCCCACUCAUCGAUCUUCGCGCUUCUUCUAUAUCUAUAUACUAUGAAAACGAGAAAGAGAAAAAGACAAAGAAAAAAGAAAAAACCCUCAAGGGUUUAUCAAAAUUUACCCCUUCUAACUAAAUUCUACAGCUUGAUCUCUGAUCCUUGUUUUGGAGAUGACCUCGUUCAAGAGGAAGAAAGAAGAGCUGCUCGAUGUCAUCAGAAUGUGGUCCCUUGAUGAUAUUCUCAAUGAAAAUCUCUUUAAAGAUCAGAUAAGGGAAAUUCCUCGGACAUUUGUGUCUGUGACCCACUAUUUCGAGUGUUUUCGAUACCCUUUCCUCGAGGAGAUUAGGGCUCAGCUGGAAUCUUGCUUGAAUCGCAUUGCUAGUGCUCCUCGUUUCAAUGCGAGCAUUGAAGAAGACGAAAAAGGUUUAUUUGUUCGUUUCAGAGACGAGAGUGUUUUUCAUCCGAGCAUGGGUGAUGUCUUUCUUUUUGUCAGGCGCCUAACCUUUUUGACCCAGCCAACAUGA